CAACGCCUUCAGCAUAUAUAGCUGACAAAACGUAAAACCUUUUCCUCCGGAAAGUUUCUCCUUUAUUUUUUCCUGCUGCUUUCCGAACGUGAACACAACAACACACUCACCACGGUGUUGAACCGAGCGCUGCAUCAAUCUCAUCCAUCAUCAGGUUGAAUUUCAAUGGUUGGGUGGAUAGUUGUUGAUACUUGAUACCAUAUGAUAUCUCAUCAAUGUCUUGUGCAAGAGCUGGGAAUUUUACAAUUGCUUUGUAGUUAGCAAGUCAAUUCACAGGAGAACUGUUAAUUUGGGGAUCUUCUUCUCCAGCAACUAGUUCAUGGGUAUGGUGUUUGUUUGGUAUUUGAGGGACAUGAGCUGUGGAUAUAUAUAUGCAGAUUGAGGAGAGGGCUUAUUGUUAGAAGAACCAUAAACCCUAUCAUGGUCUUUGCUUGCUUUGUGUAUUUGAGGAAAUAGCUAGCAUACCCUUCUUCGCGCAGCGAGUGUUGCUGUUCUGUUCAAUUUGCUGUGCUGCCCAAAAGUUUGCUUGAUCUUCAACAAUGUCGGAGAAAACUCCUGCGGUUCUAUCAAGGUUUAUGUUUUGUGUGAUGCUGAUUUCUAUGUUCCUUUUGGUCCUGUCUACCCUUUUCCUGCUCCAGUUUAGUAACCAUUCUUUGAUACCUAGAUCAGUGUUAGAGCUUAUUAUUGUCAAUAAUACAUCACUUUACUUCAUGCCUGAUACCAAUAGGGAGCAAAUUCAACUCCCUAAACACCCUUCUGAGGACGUAAGAUUUCAAUCAUUAAAACCCAGUGAAUCUGAUUGGAAAGUUUCCAAUUCAAGCCACAAAACAAGCUCUGUUAGACAGGAGACAAAUAUGGCAUCUGACCGAACUCGGGCUCUAUUGAGAGUAUUUAUGUAUGAUUUGCCUCCUGAAUUUCACUUUGGUUUAUUGGGUUGGAAGGGAAGUGUAAAUAAAAAAUGGCCACAGGUGGAUGACCUCAAAGAUAUUCCGCGUUAUCCGGGUGGACUGAACUUGCAGCACAGUGUGGAAUACUGGCUCACCCUCGAUCUUCUUUCAUCGAACUCCCCGAAAGUUGGCCAACCUUGCCCUGUUAUUAGAGUACAGAAUUCAAGUCAAGCAGAUGUGAUUUUUGUGCCGUUUUUCUCGUCUCUGAGUUACAAUCGACAUUCCAAGAUUCGUGAGGGUGAAAAAGUUAGUGUUGACAAAACAUUGCAAGACAGAUUGGUGAAAUUCUUAAUGGGCCAGAAAGAAUGGAAACGUUCAGGAGGGAAGAAUCAUCUGAUUGUAGCCCACCAUCCUAACAGCAUGCUGGAUGCUAGAACGAAGUUGGGCUCUGCUAUGCUCGUGCUUGCAGAUUUUGGUAGAUAUCCAAAUGAAUUGGCAAACAUCAAGAAAGAUAUAAUUGCCCCGUAUAGGCAUGUCGUACGCACCAUUCCAAGAGCUGAAUCGGCUUCAUAUGAGGAACGUUCCACACUGGUGUAUUUCCAAGGGGCAAUAUACAGGAAAGAUGGAGGAUUUAUUCGCCAAGAACUGUAUUACCUCCUCAAAGAUGAGAAAGAUGUGCAUUUCACAUUUGGGAGCAUAGGAGGAAAUGGGAUUAAGCAAGCAAGCAAGGGGAUGGGCUUUUCCAAAUUCUGUCUGAACAUUGCUGGAGAUACCCCAUCGUCCAAUCGCCUCUUUGAUGCCAUAGUAAGUCAUUGUGUUCCUGUCAUCAUCAGCGAUGAAAUUGAGCUACCAUUCGAAGAUGUCUUGGACUACUCAGAGUUUUCCUUACUUGUCCGAGCCGCCGAUGCUGUAAAGCAAGGCUACCUGCUGAAUCUCCUUCGCUCAAUCAAGCGGGAGGAGUGGACCAAGAUGUGGGAAAGGUUGAAGGAGAUUACCCAUCACUUUGAGUAUCAAUAUCCAUCCCAGCCUGGGGAUGCAGUAAACAUGAUUUGGCAGGAAGUUCAGCAUAAGAUAUCUUCAACACAGUUCAAUUUGCACAGGAAGAACAGGUACCGGAGAUCUCAGCUUCAUGUUAAGACUAACUGAAGUACUGAGAUUCUAUUAAACCUUUGUCACAUUCAAUAUAUCAAUGGAGAGAGACAGACCCAGUUUAAUUUAUGUGCAACUAGCAAGCUUCAUACUCUUUUCAUUGAAUAGCUCAUUUUGUGAUGAAAAAAAUGAUUCUUUUUAAGUCGUUGCAUACCAUGUCCUCUAUCCUCUUGACAUAUGAAUCUUAGUAAAAAUUACAAGAAAGUAUAAUAACUAUAUUCAAAAA
This is a messenger RNA of Lotus japonicus, 2262 nucleotides long. RefSeq names its product probable arabinosyltransferase ARAD1. Gene Ontology annotation, molecular function: glycosyltransferase activity. The transcript is spliced from 3 exons. The coding region runs from base 540 to 2033 and encodes 497 amino acids. The record is from RefSeq and is a predicted model, not a curated record. NCBI's taxonomy places the organism in Eukaryota, Viridiplantae, Streptophyta, Magnoliopsida, Fabales, Fabaceae.